Molecule: messenger RNA, 4020 nt
Organism: Acanthaster planci (crown-of-thorns starfish)
Lineage: Eukaryota; Metazoa; Echinodermata; Asteroidea; Valvatida; Acanthasteridae
Product: disintegrin and metalloproteinase domain-containing protein 12-like
Biological process (GO): proteolysis
Molecular function (GO): metalloendopeptidase activity
Source: RefSeq, a predicted model, not a curated record
CACACACAGUAUACAGCUGACUGCGCUCGUGCGUGCGAGUCGUGUUUGUACAUGAAAGUGUGGCCUUGGGUGGAUUAGCAUUGGAAACGGCGGUAUUGGGUCCAUCCGAAGGCAUAUAUGUAAUACUGAGUAGUUGCGUCAAAGAUGUGGCAACGCGGGUACAUUCCUUUUCUUCUGACCCUCUACAUAUCACAUUUUACUGUUUCUGCGGGACUGAACGUACAUGCACACCCCUCAUCAGAAUGGAGCUACCAGGCAGGAAGGGCAAAACAACUCGGGAAAUUAAACAAUUAUGACAUCACAAUACCGUACCGUCUUGAUGGACGGCAGCGAAGAGACGCUGAAACUCUGACAGAGGGGGGACACCUUGAGGAGGCAACAUUUGUGCUGCAGUUGGGCAGAGAAGAAAUCACUGUGGACCUGAAGUUGAACGAGGACCUGUUUCCAGCCCGCUUCAUCCAGCGCUCUUACCUGCCAGAUGGACGGCUGUUGACCAGGAAACCUCACAGAUUGCAUCACUGCUAUUACCACGGCGAAGUCCGCGGCAAGAACUCCUCCCGGGUUGCUCUGAGCACGUGCAACGGCCUGAGCGGGCUCAUCAUCAUCGACGGCAAGAGCCAUUACGUGGAGCGGCUGAGCGACUCGGAGGGCGAGCAUGUCGUCUACACGCCCGACAGUGUCCGGAGGAAAAAGAAGACGUGGGUGUAUGACACUGGGCUGAGCAAUGAGCCGGUGGCGUCCAAUUGGCCCGAAUCCAUGCACCAGCAAGCGCGAGUGAGGCGAGAUGUCUUUGACGAAACCAAAUAUGUGGAGCUGUUCAUUGUGGCAGAUAACGCAGAGUUCAUAGACCAAGGGAGCGACAAAGAGAAGGUUUUUGCAAGAUGCAAAGAGAUGGCCAACGCAAUGGAUAUGAUCUAUCGUCAGCUGAACAUGCGGGUGGCCCUGAUCGGGGUGGAGGUCUGGGACGAAGGGGACCAGUUUGACGUGAGCACCAAUCCCACACUCACCAUGCAGUACUUCCACCGCUGGAGGAAAGAGACACUCCUCCCCAAUGUGUACAACGACAACGCCCAGUUUGUCACAGGCAAAUCCUUUGAUGGAAGCACUGUUGGUAUGGCUUCUUUGUCUGUCAUGUGCUCACUUGACCGAUCUGGUGGGGUCAAUGAGGACCAUGGGGUGAAUGCUGCCGACGUGGCAUCCACCAUGGCACACGAAAUGGGCCACAACAUGGGCUUUGUGCACGACACAGAGGACAGAAACUGUCAGUGCGAUGCCCCAGCCAGCACUGGGUGCGUCAUGGAACCCUCCAGCGGUUCCAUCCCGCCCACCAUCUUCUCCUCCUGCUCCCAAGCCGACCUGGAGGCCGCCUUGCUCAAGGGCCUGGGAGCAUGCCUCUUCAACUACCCCAAGGAGAUCUUCCAGGGGCCGCACUGCGGCAACGGCUUCCUGGAGAAGGGCGAAGAGUGCGACUGCGGAACUGUGGAGGAGUGUAAGAACGAGUGCUGCGUGCCUGAAAGAUGCAUCCUGCACGAGAAUGCGACCUGUGCCAACGGGGAGUGCUGCGAGGACUGUCAGCUGAAGGAGGCGGGCGUGCGUUGCCGCGACGAGGUCAACGAGUGCGAUCUGCCCGAGUACUGCACGGGCAUCGAUAACGAGUGUCCAGGCAAUGUUUAUCGACAGAAUGGGGAGGACUGUAAGACGAGUGACGCCAUUUGUUACAACGGCCAGUGCGUGACCUAUGAUGAUCAGUGCAGAGCCUUGUGGGGAAAUGGAGCCACAAAUGGGCAUGAGCUGUGCUAUGACUUCAACGAGCAGGGAUCCAAUCACGGGAACUGUGGGAUGGACGAGAACGACAACUUCAUCCGCUGUCCAAAGAGGGAUUUAAAGUGCGGUAAGUUGAUGUGCGAGGGUGGCGCUGACUUCCCCAUCAUUGGCUCGCUGGCAAGGGCCAGCGUGGGUUAUCGCUUUGACUCCCAAGGAGUGAGGCACACCUGCAAGUCGGCCGGCAUCGACCUCGGGGACGACAUCCCGGACCCUGGGUACGUCGGUGAUGGCUCCUUGUGCGGAAGCUCCAAGACUCAGUUAUGUUUUGAGACGAGCUGCGUCAACAAAUCCGACCUGAACAUCAGAGACUGCCCCUUCAAUUGUUACAACCAUGGGGUUUGUAACAGUAACAACCACUGCCACUGUGAUCCCAAGUGGGCCCCGCCCUUGUGCAAGAGCUCGGGCUACGGAGGAAGCAUCGACAGCGGACCGGCGCGACCCCAGGGUGACGCUCCCACCGUUCCUCCACUAACAUCUGACAAGUCGGAUAAUUUGAACCCCGACUUCACGGACCAUGACAAAGAGGUUGAGGCGUACAACAACACGAUGGUGGCACUGCUCGUCGUGUUCUUGGUGGUCGUCCCCGGGCUUGUCUCUGGCGGAAUAGCGGCAUUCAUCAAGAGGCAGAAACUGCAACAGAUACUCUGCAAGAAGAGUAGCGUCCCGCCAGUUGCGUCGCACCUGCAACGGCCCAUGUACAAGCACGACAUCAAACGCCCCAGUAGGCAAGGGUUCAAGAGUGUCCCGGAGAGCACUUCAACUCGUGCUGAUGUCACCAACGGUCACCCUGCCCGGAACCCAACACCCAGGCCGGACAUUGUCGUGAACACUUACUCAGCGUCCCGUGAUCCCAGUGUAGUCUACAAGCCCACGACGGAGCCAGUGCGGCCUCCCCCACUGCCGCCCCAGAGGCCGGACAACGCCCCGCCCUCCUACGUCAGCGUUGUCAGGCAGGAGUCGUCCAAGAGGAAGCCUGCCAAUCCGCCUCCCCCAGUCCCCUCCACCCCUGCCGAGGUGAAACACCCGAACCCUGUGCGGAAGGCACCCACUAAACCCCCUGCGCCACCUGUCACCAGCCCCCCUGCUCCCCCUCCCGCUCCUCCCAUGAAGCCCCCAAGUGCCCCGCCCAGGCCUCCCCCAGGACUGGUUCGAAAGCCUGUCCUCCCCAAGCCACCCUCCUUGCCCUCGGCAUCAACACAGAACACGACGGAGCCUGCCAAUCCAGGCAGUGUGGCACUCCGUCCGCCAACCAGCCGACCGCCAGUGCCUAGGGUCAAGUUCAACGCCAACAACUCGGCCGCGACUCCCGAAAAGGAAGACAAGCCCAAACCGGUCAGCAGGCCCACGCCACCACCGAGGCCCGAGUCACUACGCAUCAAGAGCGUCGCUGUUCCAAAGCAACGCCCACCCAUACCUCGUCGUCCAUCCAGUACCAGUGGCAACCCAUCUGUAUGAUGCUCACUGACCUGCCUUGGUUGUAAAAACAUGCCUUUUUCUUUCCCUGUUUUGGAUAGUAAUUUCCUAAAAUCUGCUGGAAUCUGAAAGAAAGUUUUGCAAAGCCCAGUCGUCGGUUUGAAGCCUUAUGCAACCUGAAAGAAUGUUGCCCUCCAUGGGCACAGACCUGCGACUUAAGUAACCCAAGGAUGUAUGCAGAAUCUCCAUGUAUGAUUGCCAAGAUAGUUGUGCUCUGUGAUUGGCGGAAUUUCAAGCUGGCCUAAAAAUUCCGGCCAAUCGGUACACUGGAGCUGCCCCAGAACAAAUAAGGCUGUUUCAUUGAAUGCUACCCCUCCCAUAACAUGGUCAUACUUGUAACGAGGAUAGUUUCUCAUGUUUGAUACACUUUCAGCAGAUUUUUAGGGCAUUAUGCACGUAUCAGUAUUUUUUAAAGAGCUGUAUCUUGUAAUAACAAUAAAUGACUAGUUGCCAAAUUUAUCUCGUGUGAAGUAACUAGGUUUGUUGGGUUUAAAUGUUGGUACUGAAGUGAUCAUAAAUAAACUAAUGUAACAUUACAAAAUUAUGAGUAUGUGUAACUAUAUUGUAUCAUUUUUAUUUAAUUGUCAGCAAAAUACGACGAUCAAAUAUAAGGGUUAAAAAUUAUAUGGGUCAUUAUACACGACUUCAAAAAGUUAAGGACCUCUUUUUGUUUUGUGUAUUUUUUUGUAUCUGAGAUAUUUUACUGCUGAAAAUGUGCAUUUG